CUGAAAGAAGGAUGGAGAACCGGUUAAGAAAACUGGAAGCCAUGAUCAGAGACCCGCGGUCUGCGAUUAACUUGGAAAGUUUAGUGGAUUCCAUGAAUGCUUUGGUUCUAGAUCUGGACUUCCCUGCAUUACGCAAAAACAAGAACAUUGAAACCUUCUUGAACAGAUAUGAGAAAGCGAUGGGGCAUGUCAGAGAUCUGCAGAUGAAGUCUGAGGAUUUUGACCGUGUCAAGGUGAUUGGAAGAGGAGCGUUUGGGGAGGUGCAGCUGGUAAGGCAUAAAGCAUCUCAGCGGGUGUAUGCCAUGAAGCUGUUGAGUAAGUUCGAGAUGCUCAAACGCUCUGACUCGGCGUUCUUUUGGGAGGAGAGGGAUAUCAUGGCCUUUGCUAACAGUCCCUGGGUUGUACAACUGUGCUGUGCCUUUCAAGAUGACCGUUACCUGUACAUGGUGAUGGAGUAUAUGCCUGGCGGAGACUUGGUCAACCUGACCAGCACGUAUGAUGUGCCAGAGAAGUGGGCGCGUUUCUACACAGCUGAGGUGGUGCUAGCACUGGAUGCCAUUCACUCCAUGGGCUUCAUCCACAGGGAUGUCAAACCAGACAACAUGCUUUUAGAUUGCCACGGGCACCUCAAACUGGCAGACUUUGGCACCUGUAUGAAGAUGGACUCGACGGGUAUGGUUCACUGUGACACAGCGGUAGGAACGCCUGACUACAUCUCACCCGAAGUACUGAAGUCACAGGGUGGAGACGGUUACUACGGCCGCGAGUGCGACUGGUGGUCAGUAGGAGUGUUCAUCUAUGAGAUGCUGGUUGGUGACACCCCUUUCUAUGCUGACUCACUUGUCGGAACCUACAGUAAGAUCAUGGAUCAUAAGAAUUCUCUCAACUUUCCUGAUGAUGUGGAGAUUUCUGCUGAAGCCAAGAACCUGAUCUGUGCCUUUCUGACUGACAGGGAGGUGCGACUUGGGCGUAACGGGGUGGAGGAGAUCAAACGUCACCCGUUCUUCAAGAACGACCAGUGGAACUUCAGUACAAUCAGAGAUUCUGUUGCCCCUGUGGUUCCUGAACUAAGCAGUGAUAUCGACACCAGUAAUUUUGAUGAGAUUGAAGAUGAUAAAGGCGACGUGGAGACGUUCCCAACCCCCAAAGCGUUUGUGGGGAACCAGCUUCCCUUCGUGGGCUUCACCUACUUCAAAGAAGACCAAGGCUGUUCACAGAGAUGGAAGCAUAACUCUCUCUCUGUGUGUGUGUGUGUGUGUGUGUGUCAUGGACAGUCCGCAGAGCUGCAGCAGAAGCUACGUGUCUUAGAGGAGCAGCUAAGCGCCGAGAUGCAGGCCAAGGACGAGCUGGAGCACAAGUGCCGAACCGCCACUGCCCGUCUGGACAAGAUCUCAAAAGAACUGGACGAAGAGAUGAGCAGCAGGAAGGCACUGGAGUCGUCUCUAAGGCAGCUGGAGAGAGAGAAAGCCCUGCUGCAGCACAAGAGUGUAGAAAGCCACCGGAAGGCAGAGAAUGAAGCAGACAAAAAGCGCUACUUGGAGAAUGAGGUCAACAGCUUGAGAGACCAGCUGGAUGAGAUGAAGAAAAAAAACCAAAACUCCCAUAUCUCCAACGAAAAGAACAUUCAACUGCAGAGACAGCUGGAUGAGGCAAACGCCUUGCUGCGGGCGGAGUCGGAGGCUGCCACGAGGUUGCGGAAAGCGCAGACGGAGAGCUCAAAGCAAACGCAGCAGCUGGAGGGUACUGUGCGGGAGCUGCAGGACAAGUGCUGCCUGCUGGAGAAUGGCAAGCUCAAACUGGAGAAAGACUUCAUCAGUCUGCAAGCGGCCCUGGACGCCGAGAAACGCGACCGCAGCCAGGGCUCCGAGACCAUCUCGGACCUGCAGGCGCGUAUCUCUGGGCUGGAAGGUGAGGUGAAGGAGGCAAGACUGGCUCUGUCCAAAGCCGAGACUGAGAAGAGACAGCUACAGGAGAAACUCACUGACCUGGAGAAGGAGAAGAGCAAUAAGGAGAUUGACAUGACAUAUAAGCUCAAAGUGCUUCAGCAAGGGCUGGAGCAGGAGGAAGCAGCACACAAAGCCACCAAAGCCCGCCUAGCCGACAAGAACAAGAUCAGCGAGUCCAUUGAGGGAGCCAAGUCUGAGGCCAUGAAGGAGUUGGAGCAGAAGCUGCAGGAGGAGAGAGCAUCUAAGAUGCGGGUGGAGAAUAAGCUGUUGGAGCUGGAGAAGCAGAGCUCCAUGCUGGACUGUGACUACAAACAGGCACUGCAGAAGCUUGAGGAAGUGCGUCGGCACAAGGACAGGCUCACUGAGGAGGUGAAAAACCUAACUCUGAAGAUUGAGCAGGAGAUACAGAAACGCACUCUGACGCAGAACGACCUGAAGGCUCAGAGCCAGCAGCUCAACUCCCUGCGCACAUCAGAGAAGCAACUCAAACAGGAGACCAACCACCUGCUGGACAUCAAACGCAGUCUGGAGAAGCAGAACCAGGAGUUACGCAAGGAGCGACAGGAAUCAGAUGGGCAAAUGAAGGAACUGCAGGAUCAGCUGGAGGCUGAACAGUAUUUUUCAACACUGUAUAAAACUCAGGUGCGGGAGCUGAAGGAGGAGUGUGAGGAGAGGAAUAAGCUUUACAAGGAGAUGCAGCAGAAUCUACAGGAACUGCAGGAGGAGAGGGACUCGUUGGCAGCCCAGCUAGAGAUUACGCUGACAAAGGCAGACUCGGAGCAGCUGGCGCGUUCCAUCGCUGAGGAGCAGUAUUCUGACCUUGAGAAAGAGAAGAUUAUGAAGGAGCUGGAGAUCAAGGAGAUGAUGGCUAGACACCGGCAGGAGCUCAGCGAGAAAGACACCACCAUCAGCUCAUUAGAGGAGGCUAAUCGCACCUUGACGAGUGACGUGGCCAACCUGGCGAAUGAGAAGGAGGAGCUGAACAACAAAUUGAGGGAGAUUCAGGAAGACCUACACAGGUUGAAAGAAGAUGAGCAGCAGCUGGCUCAGAUGAAGUUUAGCUUUGAGAAGCAGCUGCAGUCUGAGCGAACUCUCAAAACUCAGGCGGUAAACAAGCUCGCUGAGAUCAUGAAUAGGAGGGAAGUACGUGGCGGUGGAAGUCGCCGUGGCAACGACACAGAUGUUCGGCGGAAAGAGAAAGAGAACAGGAGGCUGCAGCUGGAACUCCGCUCAGAGAAAGAGAAACUCAAUAGCACCAUCAUCAAAUACCAGAAAGAGAUCAACGAAAUGCAGGCGCAACUAGCGGAUGAGUCUCAGGUGCGCAUCGAGCUGCAGAUGGCAUUGGACAGUAAAGACAGUGACAUUGAGCAGUUACGCGGCCUCCUCAACUCCCUCAACGUCCAUUCACUGGACUCCACCAGCAUCGGCAGCGGCCCUGACUUUGACAGUGACGACCCUCAUCUAGAGACCAGGCUAGAGGGCUGGCUGUCUCUACCAGUGCGGAAUAACACCAAACGCUUUGGAUGGGAGAAAAAGUAUGUUGUGGUUAGCAGUAAGAAGAUUUUGUUCUACAACAGUGAACAGGACAAAGAACUGUCCAAUCCAUACAUGGUGCUGGAUAUAGAUAAACUCUUUCAUGUGCGAUCAGUCACCCAAACUGAUGUAUACCGGGCUGAUGCCAAGGAGAUUCCCAGGAUAUUCCAGAUCCUGUAUGCCAAUGAAGGAGAGAGUAAAAAGGAGCAGGAGUUGGAGCCCUUGCCUGCAGGAGAGAAAUCCAGCUACAUCUGCCAUAAAGGUCAUGAGUUUAUUCCCACCCUCUACCACUUUCCCACCAACUGUGAGGCCUGCACCAAACCUCUGUGGAACAUGUUCAAGCCGCCUCCUGCCCUGGAGUGUCGCCGCUGUCAUAUCAAAUGCCACAAAGACCAUAUGGACAAGAAGGAAGAGGUCAUUGCUCCCUGCAGAGUCAAUUACGACGUGUCCACGGCGAAGAACCUGUUGCUGCUAGCUGCCUCUCAGGAGGAACAGCAGAAGUGGGUGAGCCGACUCAUCAAGAAGAUCCCCAAAAAGCCUCCUGCCCCAGAACCGCAACACCGCUCCUCACCUCGUGCACCCGUCAGAGUGCAGCCCAGCCAGUCCAUGAGGAGGCCUAGCCGACAGCUGCCCCCCAGCAAACCCAGUUAACCUCACUGUGGGGAUGUGGUGAAACUACAUGGUGGUUCUGUGUUUCCUUCUUCCACACCAACAAAAGACUUUUGUCACUAAGUUUUACAAAAAUUUGGCUAAUCCAAAAAAAGACACCAAGUACUUGUUACUGAAACAUCUUUUAGAAGGAUCUUUGUUGCUCUUCUGAGCUCACAAAAUAUUUACUUCCACUAGGAGAACUCUACCAAAAGUCUUCAACAAACUGCAAGACAUUCUCUCCAAACCACAGAUCCAGUAUCAUUUCAAGCCUUCUUCUGUAAACCGAUUCAGAACAUGGAUGGGUGUGAAUGUGAAGGGCUUUGGGAUUUGGUUCUCCAGUCCUCUGUAAGGGCUUAUGUCCCUCACAGCAUUACUUAACUAACCCAGCCAUUUACAAGUUCUCACAAAAAUCCCUAACAGCUGGCGAGUAGAAGAACUCUGAAGCACUUACCUGGACAGCACCUAUGGGAAUCACGAAAGGGACCAAAAAAAAAGGGACUGUGUCUUCAACACGAAGGUUAAGCUGCCCGGCCAGUUUUAAUGCUCAAGGCCAAGUCUUUGUCCUCAACAUUUUCACCCAUGGGCUGUAAGUGCAGGGUAUGCGGUACCAUACACUACACAAACAAGGAGACAGCAGCACUACACAAGUAAGAACUGUCACUCAUGCCAGUAAGGAUGCAGUGGAUCCCUUCAGGGUCUGUUUAGUCACUAUUAUAAUUUUAAGGUUUGUACAUGUUAUGCAGGGCUUUGGAAGUUCAUGAAAUCACACUUGGCUGUCUGGUUUGGAAAGCUAGGAUUUUACCUCUUGUUUGCUCCCUCAGCAAUGCCUUAACUGUCAACAAAACAAAAGCUUGUCCAUUACUGGAUGGCCAAUGUUUACUGCACUCACUGAAAAUGUUACCAUUGCACCGUUAAUGCAUUUCCACAGCUGUACUCUUACCGUGUGUUGAAUGUAUAUCCGAAACGACACAAGCAUUGUAUGAAGAAGAAGAACAUUGUAUUGAAGAGAUUGACUUUC
Molecule: messenger RNA, 5148 nt
Organism: Chanos chanos (milkfish)
Lineage: Eukaryota; Metazoa; Chordata; Actinopteri; Gonorynchiformes; Chanidae
Gene: rock2a
Product: rho-associated, coiled-coil containing protein kinase 2a
Exons: 30
Coding region: 12-4130 (1372 amino acids)
Biological process (GO): cortical actin cytoskeleton organization; mitotic cytokinesis; Rho protein signal transduction
Cellular component (GO): cytoskeleton; centrosome; cytoplasm
Molecular function (GO): small GTPase binding; Rho-dependent protein serine/threonine kinase activity; ATP binding
Source: RefSeq, a predicted model, not a curated record